Molecule: messenger RNA, 1971 nt
Organism: Lucilia cuprina (Australian sheep blowfly)
Lineage: Eukaryota; Metazoa; Arthropoda; Insecta; Diptera; Calliphoridae
Gene: Ipp
Product: inositol polyphosphate 1-phosphatase
Exons: 4
Coding region: 252-1394 (380 amino acids)
Molecular function (GO): inositol-1,4-bisphosphate 1-phosphatase activity
Source: RefSeq, a predicted model, not a curated record
ACAACAAACUAAGAAGAGAAUUCUUUAGAAAAUUUAAAGCAAGGCAAAUUUUCUAUAAACAAUUCAUUCCAAAAAUAGAUUCCAAAUAUAAAGUACAAAAUAUAUCAUCUACUUCAUUAAAAGAAAAAGUUUAUGAAAUAAAAACAACAAAGAAAAUAAACAAAACUAUAGAGCAGAGAAGUACCUGUGUGUAAUCACUUCCACAAAAAAAUUAGCAACACAAGGUCAUUUCAUUUGCAAUAUCAAUCAUCAUGGAUGACAACGGCAGCCGUAAUUUGUUAAGAAGUCUUAUUAACGCCUCCGAAAAGGCUGCCAACAUUGCUAGAAUCUGCCGCUCCAAUGAACAAUUACUUCAACUGCUGGUGCAGGAGAAAACCGGUGAUGAGGCGAAUGCUAGGUUUGAACAUGAUUUCAAGACCUUGGCUGAUGUUCUCAUCCAGGAAACUAUAAAACAUGAUGUCGGUGGUGAGUUCCCUGAAAUGAAAGAAAAUAUCAAGGGUGAAGAGUCACCGAGCUUUAAAAAUUCUCAAGAUGAAAAUGUGCCAAUUGUGGUGGGGGCAGAUGUAACAGAGACAGUCGAAUGUUUGUUACAAAUUUUACAAGCACAACAUCAAGAAGCAGCCCAUAUUCUAGCCGAAGAAGUUCAUCGUAGUGUGGAAUUUGAUAAAGUACUACAUGAGGAUUUGCCAGAACUACCAAAUGAUGUGGAUUAUAGUCAAUUGGGUAUAUGGAUUGAUCCCAUAGAUGCUACCGCGGAAUAUAUAUCCGGCGAUACAAUUUUCACCAAUUUUCCCGGUAUAACAUCCACUGGCUUGGAUUGUGUUACCGUCCUAAUAGGGGUAUAUGACCUUAAUAGCGGUUUACCUGUCAUUGGCGUUAUUUCCCAACCGUUUCGUAAUAAAAUCGAAGACAAUAUUUAUACAUCUGCUUUAUUUUGGGGUAUAGCAUUACCCGAGUUACAGGCACACAGCAAAAUACUCGAUAACGUACGUGAACGCUCACGUCUUUUGGGUAUUUUUUCGAGUUCAGAACGAGCAGAUUUACUACAGCAAUUGCUAGACUUGGGCUAUGAAUUUGCAUUUUCAGCUGGUGCUGGACAUAAAGCUUUAAAAGUUAUUACCGCUGAAGUGGAUGCGUAUGUAUUGAGUAAAGCUUCUACAUUUAAAUGGGAUACUUGUGCACCCCAAGCUAUAUUACGUUCCUUAAAUGGUGAUAUAAUCGAUUUUAAAACUAGUAUAAAAGAAGGAAAAGCCAUACCAUUGACUUAUACUACCCCUAAUGAGGACACCGAAGGUGGAACGGACAAGGAUUGGAAGUGUAACAGUAAUGGUUUAAUAGCUGUUAGAGAUUUAAAAUUAUUAGAUACCUUAUUAGAGAAAUUAGCUGAAUCUUAAGUUCAAUUAAAUUUUAGAUUUAUCAUAAUGAUGAUAAAUACAUAUAUUCCAAUUAUAAAUUCCUAAUUGUUUUUAAGUUUACUUUAAUUGUUAAACUUAAGUGGAAAAUAAUUUAUAUAAUUGUUUAAAAAUUUAUAAUGAAAAUCAAUUCGAAAUUGAUAAAAAUAUGUUUUGUCUAUGUUUGUUUUACUUUAAACUUAAACUAUAAUUUUUUUGUAAUUAGGAAAAUAAAUCAUUAUCAAAUCAACCUGCCAGACUUACCAGUUUAAGAGUAAAUUAUUUCUGUACUUAAUAUUUUGUAUCUGUUUUUCAUAAAUUUUUGUUUCAACCCGAUAAAAUUGAUUGUUUAAGAAAUUGACCAAUUAUUAAAGCAUGGUUCAUAUGUUCAUAUUUUAUAUGUAUGUAUGUAUGUAUGUAUGUAUGUAUGUAUGUAUGUAUGUACGCAUGUGUUUAAUAUUGAAUAUCCAUGUUUAUGGUAGCUUUAAAUGUUGUUGGUCUGAUACUUGAUAUUAUUCCUAUUGAAAAGUGUAUUUUAAUAAAUAUAUUUAUAAUAAAAAAAUAUAUUAUUGUACAUUUA